AUGGCGCGAUCGUUACCCGUCAAACGCAAUCCUCUUGUUGCGCCCGGCUCAGCGCCAGCUCAUGAAGAGCUCCUCGCUCGCAGGCGUCUGGGCAAGACGAAGUUGUCUGUCAAACCUGGGCAGAUCGGAACGUCGAAUGCGACAAAGGCGGAGAAUCUCGGCCACUUUGAAUAUGCGCAUUUGCGAGCUCCUCUCCCAGAAGACCUGACGGGCUCCGAGAUAUUCGCGUCGCAGUCGAACCAAGCUCACCCAGAGACUUAUUUCCUCAUGAGGAGAAGUAAAGAUGGGUUCGUCAGCGCGACUGGCAUGUUCAAGAUCGCUUUCCCCUGGGCUACGCAUGCAGAGGAGAAGGAAGAGCGCGACUAUUUGAAAGGCCUUGACGCGACCAGCGAAGAUGAGGUCGCUGGCAAUGUCUGGAUUUCGCCCGACUUUGCGCUUGAACUCGCCGAGGAAUACGGCUUGAGCGAUUGGAUUCGCGCGCUUCUUGAUCCCACGGAAAUCACUCAAACACCUUCAAGCACUAAGAAGCCAAUUGCAGCACCUCCCAAAUUCGAUCUUCCCGAUCUACCUCCCAGCAAGACCAAAGGCCCAGCAUCUACCAAAGGCCCUCGAUCAAGGAGAACGAGGUCAGUGUCGCCAAGCAAAGCAGGGACUCCAGCGAGAGCGAAGGCGUCCCCUAGGAAGAGACAGACGAAAGCGCAGAAGGAAGCCAAUAUUGCUCAUGCCGAAGCGGCAAGCGCAUCGCUGCAGUCGGCAUUGGAUGAUGCCGCAUCUGUUGCACAGUCGGUCCUUGAUGACGCUGCCUCGGUGUCCGCGGAAGGGACCGACUCAAAACUAGCAUCUCCCGAAACCACGGUCUUACCGUCCCCGCCGACGACAAGCGCCGAGUCGGAGACGGUCAAGGUUGAGGUGGAUCAGACAGUCGAGUUGGAGGGCAACACCCAGAUUACACACACGAAUGUUACAGUGGAGAUGCCAGCAGGAUCACCAGAGCUGCCUCUACCUGAAGACACGGAGAAGAUGCUCGAGACAGCCAGGAAGAUGGUUGAGGAGGCCAAGACCCUGGAGAGUUCUCCCAAAGUUUCCAAGAAGCGCAAAGCAGCAGAAGCAGAGCCCAGCGACAUCGACGCCGAACUUCCCGCGCAGCCGGCAAAGAAGGCAAGAGUGUUGGAAGAGAAGCUGAAGAGAGAGAAGGUGAGGACACGAGCGGUUCUCGGUGUUACGGCCACCUUGGCUAUUGCGUAUGUUCUCUCUGCUUGA
Molecule: messenger RNA, 1260 nt
Organism: Cladophialophora carrionii CBS 160.54
Lineage: Eukaryota; Fungi; Ascomycota; Eurotiomycetes; Chaetothyriales; Herpotrichiellaceae
Exons: 4
Coding region: 1-1260 (419 amino acids)
Biological process (GO): meiotic attachment of telomere to nuclear envelope; mitotic telomere tethering at nuclear periphery
Cellular component (GO): nuclear membrane complex Bqt3-Bqt4
Molecular function (GO): DNA binding
Source: RefSeq, a predicted model, not a curated record